Molecule: messenger RNA, 2070 nt
Organism: Calidris pugnax (ruff)
Lineage: Eukaryota; Metazoa; Chordata; Aves; Charadriiformes; Scolopacidae
Product: alpha-protein kinase 3-like
Exons: 4
Coding region: 1-561 (186 amino acids)
Source: RefSeq, a predicted model, not a curated record
AUGCAUGCUAAAGCAUGGGUCCACAAACAGCCCGUCGCCAGGACGCGCCGCCUCAUUGGCGCCCGCCGCCGCCGCCGGGACAGCCGGGAAAGGGGAGUGCUGCCGGGGAAGGAGGCGGUGCCGGUCGGGGCGGCGGCGGCGGCGCCCAGCGGCUCCCCCCUGCCAUCGGCCGCGGCGGCGCCCAGCGGCUCCUCCUUGCCAUCGGCCUUCUCGUCCCUUGGCGGGGCGGGGGGAGAGACGGACGAGCGCCGGCCGCCGCCGCCAGAGCGAGGCCCGUCGGCUGAGUGUCUUCCUCAGCCAACGUCCACUCCCCAACUGCCUCUGAAGGUUCCGGUACUCCCCACCCCCGUGUCUCCACAGGACUGUCUCUGGCACCUGAAACUACACCUGGACAUGGAGCGCCUGCCCGUGUGUCACCUUGUCUGCUGUGUCACCUUGUCUGCUGUGCCACCAGGAAGGUUCAUGAAGGCGAUGCCUGCACCCGUAUCCUGCAUGGAUACAUCCAUCCUUUCCAUGGAUACGCGCGUGGAAACCUGCCAUCCACACCAAAAACCUGCGUAGGAGCUUCACUUGCCCAGCAGCGCGGACAAAAAAGGUUAAGAACUUGAGGGUUUUUCUAUUCUGCAAACAAAAGGAAGUUCGUUUCCUCUGUUAGCUCACCGUGGCAUUAUGUGCAAAAAACAGGCCUGGAGCUCUUCAAAUACUUUCACUUAUUUCUGUACCUACCCAAUUUAUUUAUAGAGCCAUCUGGAAAACACUGGCUUUUCAUUUACAGGAUACUAUGGAGCUUUUUGGAAUCGUUUCAUAAACCAAACUCUUUAGAAACACACACCCACACCUACAGGAAUCGUCAGCUAAUCAAGUCUCGGGACUUUUGGGGUUUUUUUGGUGUAUUUAAGGAGUAUUGUCAGGAGAGUUAAACCUGCUGUAUUAAUGCAUAAAUAGGUAUUUCUCCAUAUACUUAACUUUACCACGUUAAUAAAUCCAGCAAUGGGCAGAUGUGUCCACCACAUUGCACAUCCCUGUGAGAAACCACAAAUGCUUUGGUGAUGUCUCGUUUUGAUGCAGUCUCGGGGCAUUCUAUCAGGUUAUAAAACAAACGGGAGCAAAUUCUUAAAUGAAAUGCAAUAAAGAUGUAGACUUAGAACAUCUAGUAAGGUGAAAACCAGGAAAAAACGUGUGUCCUGGACGGUGGGAAGAGAAAGGGAGGGAAGAGAAAGGGAGGGAAGAGAAAGGGAAAGGGAAGCAUAGAGGGAAGAGAAGCUGCAGAUGCCACCGAGUUUGUUCUCACCCAAACAACUGCGAGUUACAGUUCACUCACUGUCUAGGCAUCCUGGCCAUAAACCACAACAGAAAUGUUAAAAAAAUAACAGUAAUAAAAAUAAAUCAGGAUUUGGGCUUAUUUGAGCCAAGAUGUUUUAACAAAAUGCCACCAUUCAUUCCUGGGGCUGCACUGGGAUGCCUGUGUGCUCCAAUUCCAUUCCUUAAUUGCCUUCGUGCCUUCUACUGUUCACAACAGUUAGGGCUCAAUAAACAACCCAACCAGAAGAAUUAUUUUAACAACCAUUUCAUCUUCUUGCCACUCCAACAACAAACGUAUAUAGACAAUCACCCAAGAUGUUUACGAUUACCUUGUUAACAGCUCAAUAUCUAGAGGCGUUCCCUCUGACCCCUGCGUCAUCAGAUAUCUUCAUUUACCAAAACAAGGUUGUUUUAUAAAACGCUCAUUUCUUUGUAGUCAACAUGAGGUUGUCUAGUGCUGGCCUCAGCUGGGCUUUGGUUUGUGGGGUGUGAAGCACAAACACCAUCCUCGCUGAUCCAAGACACCGUUGCUCUUGAUGGGUACUGUCUCUGCCGGGCUGGUGUGACCACAAGUAGAUCUAACGUUGAAACGUACGACUGCUCAGCAUCUCAGUGCUCGUUUGGUAGCAUAAUUGUUAAAUUUACAUGUUAAAAUCAUCAAGUUUUAUUGAGAACUUCAACAAAGGCCAGUGCAGGGUGCUGCACGUGGGGAGAAAUAACCCCCUGCACCAGGACAGGUUGGGGGGGACCUGCUGGAGAGCAGCUCUG